Messenger RNA from Heterocephalus glaber (naked mole-rat), 2225 nucleotides. RefSeq names its product interleukin 12 receptor subunit beta 1 (gene Il12rb1). The record is from RefSeq and is a predicted model, not a curated record. Gene Ontology annotation, molecular function: protein binding; cytokine receptor activity. Gene Ontology annotation, cellular component: external side of plasma membrane. NCBI's taxonomy places the organism in Eukaryota, Metazoa, Chordata, Mammalia, Rodentia, Bathyergidae. Gene Ontology annotation, biological process: cytokine-mediated signaling pathway.
UCAACAUGUUCCGGGGAGGGCACAGGGCAGCUGGGGCCAAGGCUGCGCGUGGACCUGAUGGGGAGGCAGGUGGCCUGGCUGUGCCUCCUCCUGCUCUUCUUGCUGUCCUGGCAGGGCGGUGCCUGCAGGUCUGGUGGGUGCUGUUUUCAGGACCCGUCUUAUCCGGAUACAAACCCAGGCUCCACCUCGGGCCCCCAGGACUUGAGCUGCUACCGAGUGUUCAACAACGCAGGUCACUACGAGUGCUCCUGGAGCUACAACGGCCCCCAGGUGGCGGUCAGCCACUUCCUGUGGUGCUGCUUUGGCAACAGGUCCUGCUGCUACUUCCCCGCGGGCCCGGCCACCCGGCUGCAGUUCUCCGACCAGGACGGGGUGCCUGUGCUCAGCAACGUCACGCUCUGGGUGGAGUCCCAGGCCGCCAACCGGACGGAGAAGUCGCCUGCGGUCACCCUACGGCUGCACGAAUGGGUGCGAUACGACCCCCCGCCAAGAGCGGCCAGGACGUCCGUGUCCCGCGGGCAGCUGAGGAUGGAGUGGGAGACCCCCAAGAACAGCGUCCAGCUGCAGUUCCGCCGCCGCAAGCCCGGCGGUUCGUGGGAGUUGGGCGACUGCGGCCCGCAGGACGAGCCCGGCUCAGGGUCCUGCCGGUGCCCCCUGGAGGCGGACGCGGCCCAGGAGUUCCAGUUCCGGUGGCGGCGGCGGCCGGGGUCUGGGGCCCCCAGAGGCCUCUGGAGCGCCUGGAGCGACCCCGAGUGCGCCCCGCCCGGGAGCCUCCCGCAGCCCGAGGCGACUCUGGAGGUGGCGGAGCUGGGCCGGGACGGGCGGCGUCGGCUGCGCGUGCAAGGGCAGCCCCCGCAGCCCCAGCUCCCGGACGGCUGUCGCGGGACCGAGUCCGGGGCCCAGGUCACCUACUUCCUGAGGCUGCGCAUGCGGUCCUGCCCCUGCCAGGCCAAGCCCACGCGGACCCUGCGCCUGGAGAAGCGCAAGAUCUUCCUCUCAGGCGGCGCCUACGACGUGGCUGUCCUCUCGAGGACCCGCCUGGGCUGGGGCCCCAACCAGACGUGGCUCGUCCCUGCCGUCCCCGCCGUGCCUGCUGCCCACACAGACCCCGGGGCCCUGAAUGUCAGCACAGGGGCCAGUGGCUUCACGGUGCGCUGGGUGGCGCAGGCCCCGGGUGUGACCCACUGCGUGGAGUGGCAGCUGUUUGGCCCAGACGCGGCCCCCAACUGCAUGGUGCUGUCAUCGCAGGACCCGGGCCCAGCGGGAUCAGGUACAGUAGUGACUCAUAGCUGGAGCCCAGCUCUGGGGGUGAUGGGGCAGGACCAGUGUUACCACGUCACCAUCUUCACCUCUGUGCGCCCAGAGAAGGCCACGGCAUGGUCCACCGCGCUGUCCACCUACUACUUCUGGGGCAACGCGUCGGUGGCCGGGACCCCGCCACAUGUGUCGGUGCGAAACCACAGCAAGGACUCUGCGGCCGUGGCCUGGGCUCCAUCCCCAAUGCAUGGCUGCCCCGGUGUCCUGGCAACCUAUGCUGUGCGUUGUGUGGGGGACGGCGGCCACGAGGCAGAGUGGCUCGUGGCACCCAGCGAGACCCAAGUCACCCUCCAGGGCCUGCGACCUGGCACCACGUACACGGUGCAGGUGCGCGCGGACACGGCGUGGCUGCGGGGCACCUGGAGUCCGCCCCAGCGCUUCAGCCUCGCCCCUCAGGUGUCCCACGUACCUGUCCUGUCCGCGUCCUUGGGCAGCUUUGUGACCAUCCUCCUGCUGGGCGCCCUGGGGUACCUCGGCCUGAGCAGGGCUGCGCGGCACCUGUGGCCGCCCCUACCCACACCCUGUGCCAGCACUGCCGUGGUGUUCCCGAGCAGCCAAGGGAAGCAGUGCCUGUGGAGCACCCCGGUGGACUUCGCGGAGGAGGCGUCCCCGCCAGAGACGCUGGUGGUGGAGAUGUGCGGGGUCGAAGGCGAGGCGGCGAGGCCAGAGCCGCCCCGGGACUCCCAGCUGGCGGUGCUGGAGCCCGCCGGGGCCGCCCGCGCCCCCAGGGCCCCGCUGCUCCUGGGGGACCUUGGCUGGAGGCGCCCCGCGCCCGGAGACCCGUGGUGGGCCUGGGGGCUCGGGGACGGGGCGCCCGCGUCCUAGAAGACGAUGCGAUCCCCGGCUGGUUAGUGGGCGCCCGCCGCUGUGCAGCCCGCGUUGCCCCACGUCCCGCGAGGGGGCCGGGC